AUGAUGUGGGUCACCUGGAUCGGCUCCGUGGCCGCACUGGGUUUCGCGCUGAUCCUGGCGCUCGCCGUGCUGCGCAAGGAACCUGGCAACGAACGCAUGAAAGAACUCAGCCGCGCCGUGCAGGAGGGGGCGAUCGCCUACCUGAAACAGCAGUACAAGGUCGUCACGAUCUUCUUCGUGGUGCUGUUCGCUAUCCUGGGGGUGAUUUCCUGGGGGUUGGGCCUGCUGUCCGGCUUCGUGCCGUUCGCGUUCAUCACCGGCGGGUUCUUCUCCGCGCUGGCCGGUUUCAUCGGCAUGACCGUUGCCACCCGCGCCAACGCGCGCACCGCUUGGGGUGCCCGCGAGAGCCUCAACGCCGGCCUGCGCGUGGCCUUCUCCUCCGGAACGGUGAUGGGCAUGACCGUCGUCGGCCUGGGGCUGCUGGACAUCUCGAUCUGGUGGUGGCUGGAGGAGAUCCCGCCGAUCAUGAUCACCUUCGGCAUGGGCGCCUCCGCGAUGGCGCUGUUCGCCCGCCUGGGCGGCGGCAUCUUCACCAAGGCCGCCGACGUCGGCGCCGACCUGGUCGGCAAGGUGGAGGCCGGCAUCCCGGAGGACGAUCCGCGCAACCCGGCAUCGAUCGCGGACAACGUCGGUGACAACGUCGGCGACGUGGCCGGCAUGGGCGCCGACCUGUACGAGUCGUACGUCGGUUCGAUCAUCGCCACCAUGGCGCUGGGAGCGGUCGCCUCGCUCGGUCUGGACUCGAUAACGGCGUUGCAGGCGAUUCAGGUGCCGGUUUCGAUCGCGACCAUCGGCGUGUUGUGCUCCAUCCUCGGCACCUUCGUGGUGCGCGCCAAGGGCGACGCCAGCCAGGCGGUGCUGCUCGGCGCGCUGCGGCGCGGAACCUACGGAUCGACCGCGCUGAUCGCGAUCGGCUCCUUCCUGCUGGUGAUCCUGACGCUCGGCAGCGAGUUCCUGGGCAUCUGGGCCGCGAUGAUCGUCGGGCUGAUCGCCGGCAACAUCAUCGGCUACUUCACCGAGUACUACACCUCCGACCACUACAAGCCCACGCAACUGUUGUCCAACGAGGCGCUCACCGGCCCGGCUACCACCAUCAUCGCCGGCAUGUCCCUGGGCAUGCUCUCCACGCUGAUCCCGGUGCUCACCGUGAUCGGGGCGACGCUCGCCGCCUUCUUCCUACUCGGUCUGUACGGGAUCGGGUUGUCCGCGGUGGGGAUGCUGUCGACGCUCGGCAUCACCCUGGCCACCGACGCGUACGGACCGGUGGCGGACAACGCCGGCGGCAUCGCGGAGAUGGCCAAGAUGGAGCCGCACGUGCGCGAGCGCACCGACGCGCUGGACUCGCUGGGCAACACCACCGCCGCGACCGGCAAGGGGUUCGCGAUCGGCUCCGCCGCGCUCACCGCGCUGGCGCUUCUGGCCGAGUACGGCAACAAGAUCAAGAUCGUGCGCGGGGCCGACGGCCACGUCACCGACGUGGUCAUGAACAUCAAUCUGCUGGACCCGAAGAUCCUGAUCGGACUGUUCCUCGGCGCCAUGCUGCCGUUCGUGUUCUCGUCGCUGUCGAUGCGCGCGGUGGGCCGCGCCGCGGGCGACAUGGUCAACGAAGUGCGCCGGCAGUUCCGUGAGAAGCCGGGCAUCCUGGAGGGCACGGAGCGCCCGGACUACGCCGGCUGCGUGGCCAUCUCCACCCAGGGCGCGCAGCGUGAGAUGGUGGUGCCGUCGCUGCUGGCGGUGAUUGCGCCGAUCUUGACCGGGAUCAUCUUCGGACCGUUCACCGUGAUCGCGCUGCUGGCCGGUGCGCUGACGUCCGGAUUCGUGCUGGCCAUCAUGAUGGCCAACGCCGGCGGCGCCUGGGACAACGCCAAGAAGUUCAUCGAGGGCGGCGCGCACGGCGGCAAGGGAUCCGAUGCGCACAAGGCGGCCGUGGUAGGCGACACCGUAGGGGACCCCUUCAAGGACACGUCCGGGCCGUCGAUCAACAUCCUGCUGAAGCUGAUGUCGAUGGUCUCGAUCGUGUUCGUGACCACGGUGAUCGCGCUCAACGACCUGUUCAUCAGGAUCUUUUCGUAG
Geodia barretti is the source of this 2073-nucleotide messenger RNA. NCBI's taxonomy places the organism in Eukaryota, Metazoa, Porifera, Demospongiae, Tetractinellida, Geodiidae. The record is from the annotation of a GenBank genome assembly.